AAUCCACUUCCGCUGUUGUCCAGGAACCUGUAACAGAAAUUCUAAAAAUAGAUAAAUUUUCAUCGUUUUUAAAAUUAAGACGCAUAUUUGCGUAUGUAAAUAGAUUUAUACAUAAUAUUAGACAUAAAAAUCCUAAAGAUAAAUUAUUUGGUAAAUUUAGUGUUACUGAAUUAGAAUCAUCCUUUACUAGCCUAUGUAAAAUUGCUCAGCAAACUUCAUUUGCUGUAGAGUACAAUAUUUUGUUAAAAAAUAAAAAUUUAAGUAGCAAAUCAUCUCUCUUGUCACUUUCACCCUUUUUGGAUGAUGACAAGGUGAUGAGAGUCGGUGGUAGAAUAGAAUUAUCAAAUUAUAAUUAUACUAAAAAACAUCCCAUACUUUUACACGCCUCUCAUCCACUCACCAAAUUAUAUUUCAAACAUGAACACUUACGGAACAUGCAUGCCGGGCCUCAACUGUUGCUGGCCUGUGUAAGAGAAACUGUGUGGCCUAUAAACGGUAGGCACUUGGCCCGCCGCACAGUACAUGCCUGUGUCAGAUGUAGACGUAUUCAAGGUAAAACAUUAACUCCCAUGAUGGGAAACUUACCUGCACAGCGCAUCACACCUGAUUUUCCAUUUCGUACUGUUGGCGUUGACUUCGCUGGUCCGUUCCUCACGCUAAAUAGAAAGGGUCGAGGUGCACGAUUAACUAAAACCUAUUUAUGUUUGUUUGUAUGUUUUCGCUAUAAAUGUGUGCACCUGGAAGCCGUCAGUGAUUUGUCCAAAGACGCUUUUAUUAUGACAUUACGCAGAUUUAUAUCGCGACGGGGCAAGCCAGCGGAGAUAUUUUGCGAUAACGGCCGCAACUUUGUUGCAGCUGCUAAGGAAAUAGGCAAUUUUCUUAAAACCAAUCAUGAGCCUGUAGUUGAUUUUGCUACCAAUGAAGGUGUGAAGUUUGUGUUCUCUCCCACGUAUGCUCCACAUUUCGGCGGCAUCUGGGAGGCUGGCGUUAAAUCCGCGAAAUACCACUUAAAACGCGUUAUGGGAAACAAUCAUUUAACAUUUGAGGAGAUAUGUACCCUUUUCACACAAGUGGAAGCUGUACUCAACAGUAGACCUUUAUGCCCACUCUCCCCUUCCCCUAACGAUUACCAUUUCCUAACUCCCGGUCACUUUCUGAUAGGGCGUGCCUUAAAUGCAUUGCCUGGUCCAUCGCUCGAGCACGAGAACCAGAACAACCUUCAACGCUACAUGAAGCUUGAACAAAUACAUCAACAUUUUUGGCAGCGCUGGCAAAGGGAAUAUGUAGCAGAGCUACAGCAGCGCUCAAAAUGGCGUACUAAAUCAGCAUCCCUAAAGGUCGGCGACUUAGUUCUUCUCCAUGAGGAUAAUGUCCCACCACUCAGUUGGCGAAUGGGACGAGUCAGCCGCCUGUUCCCGGGGACCGACGGAGUCACGCGAGUCGCAGAUGUGCAAACUACCAGAGGUUGCUUCAGGAGACCUCUCACUCGGAUCUGUCCCUUGCCUACAUCUUUACCGGAUGAAGACUGAUGUAGUUGAAAGGAGUCUUUCAACGGGGGGGAAGAUGUCUGCGCCAUACCUACGCCUAGUGAUUUUUAAUAGCAACAAGUUACACUUUGAUGUGAUACUAUCAAAUAAUUAUUUUUUUGUUUUACGUUCACCCGCAAACUUUUUAUAUUACUCACUUCUAUAUUGUACACGGUUGCGUCGCCAGAAAAUCUAUAAUUUCAUUUUGUAAAAUAUCAAGAAUUCAGAUUAUUAAACCUGUAUUGCGAAGAAA
This is a messenger RNA of Helicoverpa zea (corn earworm), 1779 nucleotides long. RefSeq lists its product as uncharacterized. Bases 315 to 1529 code for a protein of 404 amino acids. Gene Ontology annotation, biological process: DNA integration. Gene Ontology annotation, molecular function: nucleic acid binding. NCBI's taxonomy places the organism in Eukaryota, Metazoa, Arthropoda, Insecta, Lepidoptera, Noctuidae. The record is from RefSeq and is a predicted model, not a curated record. The transcript has a single exon.